Molecule: messenger RNA, 159 nt
Organism: Racocetra persica
Lineage: Eukaryota; Fungi; Glomeromycota; Glomeromycetes; Diversisporales; Gigasporaceae
Source: the annotation of a GenBank genome assembly
CCUUCCUUGUUGAUGUCUCGUGUUGUCAAGUCAGGAUAUUUAUCAAUGCAGGGUAAUGAUGAAAAUUUGUAUAAAGCCUUCCUUGUUGAACGGGUGGAGUAUGAAGCCGAACUAGAAAUAAAAGCCUGGAUCGACAUAAAAGAGAAGGAUCCUGAUUAG